CAGCCAUCACUCUAUCAGGGCUGUAGUGGAGCUAGAGAGAUAAAUGGUCCAGGUUGAUAUGUUGACCAGUUGCAAAUAUAUUGGCAAUGUGGUGUGUAUCAAAUCUUAAGGGUCUUUGUCAAAUUUGUUUAUGUCCACUGGAAAAAAAAAUUAUUAGAUUUUUUGAAAAAGUUGAUAUAUCAAUAGAGUGUUCUUUCUCCCACAUAUUGAUAGCUUUACAAAAAAAUAGUGAUUUGUGCAUGGUUUCUAAAAAUUAAUUUAUUCCUCAGUUUUUGUUUCAUUAAACAUAUAUUUCUCCUACAUUUUUCUGAAUGACAAAUAUGGGAGGUGCUGAUCCAUUAAGUAUUUCAAACAAGUGCUGGGAAACUUGGUAGUGCAAUAGCCUUUGGCUGACACAUUGAACAGAGUACAGUUCUUAUGCGCUUAAAAAUAUGUCUUAGACUUUAAGCUAGUUAAACGUGGGUAGCCUGUUAGUUGCUAGAUGUUUUAACUGCUUGCCUGAAGGAAAGAGUGUAGAUUUCAUUUGUCAUCAUUCCUGGACGGGGCGUACUCUCCGUUGUGAGCAGCCUGCAGAUUUAGGCAUCCAACGCCUGCUGCGUAUAGUCACAAGUGCGAAAACCACAGCGCGUUUGGCUGAUGCACGUAAAAUGUCUCCGAUAAAGGAUUUAAGUGUAAUUUACGAAGCUCUAAACGGAGAGUACGUCUUUUCUGAGGGAGACACUGUUGCAGGCGCAGUCACGUUCACUCUGUUAAAAGAAACGAAGGUGACGAGUAUAGUCGCUAAAGUCAAGGGGGACGCGCGCGUCUCCUGGACGGAGGAACAUGACGAGGGCACGAGUUGUUUCAGUGAGCACAAGAGAGUCCUCAAAGUCAAGGAACACUUAGUGGCACGAAGUCCCAAAGGUGUUGUACUUGCCCCAGGAGCCCAUUGUUUUAACUUCAGGGUUAAAAUUCCACAGGGGGACUUACCGUCAUCCUUCUACGGGUUAUAUGGAAACAUCAUUUAUGUGCUUGAAGCAAAGGUGUCCAGGAACUGGCGGUGGCCUUCUGCAGUACAAAGAGAGCUCAAAUUUGUUUCAAAGUUUUUAUCACACCAUGGCCAAGUAAAGUGUCGCCGCUGUGCUUCAAAGGGUAAGGAGGUUGCAGUUUUCUCCAAAGGAAAGGUCAAAAUGUCUGCUACCAUUGACAGGAAGGUUUGCUCUCCAGGUGAUACUUUAUCUAUUGUCGUCAAAAUCUGCAACUUGUCCUCCAAACAAAUGAGGCCCAAGUUCAGCUUACAGCAAGAAAUAAAGUACAGUACAGAAGGAUCCACUAACAUCACUGAUACAACUCUGCGCACAAAAGUGGGAGAAACGCUCAAAUUUAACUCAGAGGAAACCAUCUCCUGCAUAAUGGACAUUCCUGUCAAAGUCAUCCACACUAUGCACAGUUGUAAAAUCAUCUCAGUUGACCAUUACCUCAAGGUGUAUCUGGACAUCAGUUUAAAACAUGACCCAGAGCUGCGCUUCCCACUGGUUAUUGUUCCUUCUAAUGUUGCUACCCAUCAGCCUGGUGAGGCAGCAGGGCCUUACCCAGCUGGGGCUGUUGGGGCCCCGAGUUACAGCGACUCCCUUCCACCUGCCUUCCCUGGUGGACCUUAUCCAGUACCUGCAGGUCCAAGUGCUUAUGGAUACCCAGCACCAGAUCCCACUCAGCGUGCGAAUGCAGCAAGUGGCUACAACAAUCAGUUGCCACAACAGGUUGCUCCAUCUGCAUUUUUGGCUGCAGCUUUUCCACCACCCUCAGUGCAACGUCAAACCCCUACUGCUUCAACUGCGUUUCAACAGGGAGAACCUCCAACCUAUUCAUCCCUUUUCCCUGCUUCUCAUGGCACUUAUGGUAGCAAAAAACACAAAUAAGCAGGGCAGAAGAUGAGGGCAUUUGGACUAUACUAUACUGUUAAUGUUUUUAAAUUCCACCUCCUUCUUUCAUGUGUUCCUCCGAAGCUGCCAUCUCAAAACACAUAAACAUACACUGCCUGACUAGACUGACUGCUCCAUAUCUCUAUUUGGGAGAUUUGUACGAGUGGCCAUUUCGAGAUGAUCUAUAAGCUGUCUUAGCUUUCUAAUAAAUAAAUACAUACAUAAAACGUAAAUAUUUAAUACAGAAAUAAAUAACUUUCUGCUUACCACUGAGGGUGUGCCUUGUGCUAUGGAGUUAGCUUCUGAACAAGUCAGUCAUUGCUUUUUUCCUGGCCUAAUUAAAUAAUUUAAUGGGAUUAUUACUUUACAAGAUACUACAUACUUAUUAUUAUUAACUUUAAAAAUGUUGAUAAUCAAAAACAAUAAGUUAUCAAAAAAAAAAACAACUGAAUAUUGUCAGGUCAGUUUUAUUUAUAUUGCCUGAUCGUAAAUCACAAGGGGUUUUACAAUCAGCACACCCUCUGUCCUUAGACCCUUGAUUCAAAUGAGGGGGAAAAGCAUCCUGCCUAAAAACCCUUUUACCAGGGGACAAAAUAGGCGGAGGACUCAGGAGAAGCAACAGAGGUGUGAUUCUUUGUUCCAGACUGGACAGAUGUACCACUGAUAUUGCAUGCAAAGGAGAUAUUCUCAACCCCCCACCAUCGCUGUACCAGGGCCGCACUGUAAGUGGCGCACUCAUUUGAUUUUUGUUACCGAUCAUCCAAAUCAAUCAGUUCUG
Messenger RNA from Scatophagus argus, 2679 nucleotides. Its product is annotated as arrestin domain-containing protein 3-like. Gene Ontology annotation, biological process: protein transport. Lineage: Eukaryota; Metazoa; Chordata; Actinopteri; Scatophagidae. The transcript is spliced from 6 exons. Gene Ontology annotation, cellular component: plasma membrane; cytoplasm. The record is from RefSeq and is a predicted model, not a curated record. Bases 648 to 1898 code for a protein of 416 amino acids.